AUGGAAAAAGAAGAGGAAAUGUGGCUAUUUUGCACACUGUUUCCUGAACAGCACAAAUUUGAGAAGGACACCCUUAUUAACUUUUGGAUGGCUAGAGGACUCAUAGAGAAUGAUGAUUACAAGAAGCUCAUCCGCGACUCAUACUUUGAUGCUUUAGUAGCUGAGGGUUGCAUUGAGUUAACAAACAAAUGCUUUCCUAGUGGAGAAAGCAUGUACAAAGUGAAUGCUGAGAAGAUGAAAAGCUUUACAAAGACAGGGCGAGUAAAAUUGUAUCAUCAAGGAAAUGCAUCAGAUCCUCAUCUCACAGACAACAUUCCAACGAACCUAGAGAAUUUAUCUUUGGUGUGUCAAGAUAUUGAUCAAUCCAUAUUCGACCAAUUCAAACAGUUGAAGAACUUGAAAUCACUUCUUCUAUUUCACCAAACAUCUAAGGCCAGUAAAAUCAUCAGGAUUCCAUAUAAAAUUUUCUACAAUUUGAAGCAUCUGCAAGUCUUGGAUUUGAGUGAAAUUUGUAUAGAAAACCUGCCAAGUACCAUAGGAGAAGCAAAGGAAUUGCGGUAUCUUGAUCUGUCAUAUUCAUUGAUUGAGCUAUUGCCAGAGACUAUAGACUGCCUCAAAAACUUAGUCACUUUGAAACUCAAGGGCUGUGUCCGUUUAUAUAGGCUACCAGAAGGGAUUGUAAAGUUGACAGCACUUCGUCAUUUAGACCUCAAUGUUCUUGGCCAGUUAUCCUUUCUCCCGAAAAAUAUGGGGAAGCUUACUAGUCUUGAAACGUUAUCAGCGUUCCUCAUUGACAAUGGUGAAGAUCGUAGAAUCAGUCAGUUGAAGAAUAUGAACAAUCUUCAGGGUAGCUUUUGCAUCUCAAAUUUGGAACGCGUUUCAAGUGGGAUGGAGGCCAAGGAUGCGGCUUUGAUUGAGAAGGCGAAUAUCAAGAAGCUCGAGCUAAGAUGGAGUAUGCCAAGGUUGACAGAAAGCAAAGAGCAACUACGUGACUAUGAAGUACUUGAGCAACUUCAUCCACCUUCAAGCCUAGAAGAUCUAGAGAUAUCAGGUUACUCUGGCUUGAAAUUUCCGGAUUGGAUUGGUGAUUACAAAGUGCUUCAUCUCAUUGUAAAUAUCACCCUUGUGACGUGUGUGUACACCAUGCUUCUUCCAUCACUCGGCGAACUACCUUUCCUCCGCAAUCUUCACUUGAUUGACAUGAAGAGAGUGAAAAGCAUUGAUGCUGAAUUCCGAGGAGAUGUUAACAUUGCUUUCCCUGCAUUAGAGAGGCUUACAAUUGUGGGUAUGUCUCGUUUAGAGACAUGGACUGAUGUUAAGGAAGUGGAUUUUCCGCGCCUUUGUAAGCUUGUGAUCGAGCAUUGUCCUAAACUCAUUGCGCUCCCUUCACUGUCGUACUUCCAUUCAUUAAAACAAUUGGAGAUAAGCCAAUGCCCUAAGCUCUCAUCUUGGUCGAAAACAUCGUUUCCAUCCUCAUUGAAGAUGCUAAUUGUAGAGAACUGUCCUUCCUUUAAAAGGAGGUUUCGUAAACCCAAUAACAAGGAUCAGAUGAAGAUAAUGCAUGUCCAUAAUGUGUGGAUUGAUCAUGAAGAGACCGCAAAUCUCAAUGCAGCAACCCAAGUUCUCUAA
Molecule: messenger RNA, 1629 nt
Organism: Beta vulgaris subsp. vulgaris (sugar beet)
Lineage: Eukaryota; Viridiplantae; Streptophyta; Magnoliopsida; Caryophyllales; Amaranthaceae
Product: putative disease resistance protein RGA4
Exons: 1
Coding region: 1-1629 (542 amino acids)
Source: RefSeq, a predicted model, not a curated record